GUGCUUCUUACUUUCAAACUUUAAAAACGAGGUGACGAGCGUACGAAAAUGCCAACCAAAUAUGACGAGCGUUCGAAUGAGCUCUCAAAGAUGGAGUCCAACGGUUCUUCUUCCUCCCCUUCCCGGGGGGAGUGCCGGUGCAUGAUCAAAGAGCCGAGUCGGUAUGACGGGAGGAAGACCAUUGCUCAGUCCAUGCUGGACCUGGCUCUGCUCACAUCGAACGUCGCUCAACUCAAGUAUCUGCUACAGCAUCCAGACGACCAGUUUUACGUUGUGCUGCUGUCAUUCCUGGGCGUGUCCAUUGGUAUACAGCUGAUCGUGGCCGCCAUCUUGGGAUACCUGUACACACAAAACAUCGAGGCGGUAGAAGAACACAACAGUACGAAGUCGAGUCGAGCCCUACACUUCCUGAACAACGCCGUGACGGUCCUGAUAGUUCUCAUCACCGUCCUCAACGUCAUCAUCUCCGGCUUCGACAUGAAACUGACAGAGCAUCAUAAGGGCGGAGAGAAACCUUGAUCUGUA
Molecule: messenger RNA, 525 nt
Organism: Branchiostoma belcheri (Belcher's lancelet)
Lineage: Eukaryota; Metazoa; Chordata; Leptocardii; Amphioxiformes; Branchiostomatidae
Product: ninjurin-2-like
Exons: 4
Coding region: 49-519 (156 amino acids)
Biological process (GO): tissue regeneration; cell adhesion
Cellular component (GO): membrane
Source: RefSeq, a predicted model, not a curated record